UAAAAAUGUGGAAAAAACCAAAAAUUGAAGGGAAAAAAAAGGAACAAGGAAGGGGUCCCCGUUGGUUUGUUUGGCGUCUCACACAGCAAUGGCAGUUUCUUCUUCUCGUCUCACCUACUCUCCUCGGCUACUCUCUAAUCCACGGCGCUCACCUACCUCCUCCGCCAACUUCCAUUUCCCCGCCGCCGAUUCACCUCUCCGCUUCAAAUCCAAUCUCUUCUCCGCCGACUUCUUUUCCCUUCAAACCAGGACUUUGCCGGUUCCUGUUGUCUUUUCCGAUCGACGGCGCCGGCGAUUCAUGGAACCUACCAACGUCUAUGUGGCAUCAAAUUCCACGGUAACGGGGAUCGGGAGUGAAGACAUUGUGAAAAACCCGAGCUUGAUCUGUGCUCCAGUGAUGGCGGAUUCAAUAGACAUGAUGGUGGCUGAAACUUGCAGAGCACAGGAAUUGGGUGCAGACUUGGUUGAAAUUCGAUUAGAUUGGCUUAAGGAUUUCAACCCUCUUGAGGAUCUUAAUACCAUUAUAAACAAAUCUCCUCUGCCUACUCUUUUCACCUACAGACCAAAAUGGGAAGGUGGUCAAUAUGAAGGUGAUGAAAAUGAGCGACAGAAUGUGCUCCGGUUGGCCAUGGAGCUGGGAGCUGAUUACGUUGAUGUUGAACUUCAGGUUGCAACUGAGUUCAUCAGAUCGAUUGAUGGAAAGAAGCCUGAAAAUUUCAGAUUGAUUGUUUCAUCGCACAACUAUCAGAAUACCCCUUCCGUUGAAGAUCUCAAUGACCUUGUUGUAAGAAUACAACAGACUGGAGCCGACAUAGUGAAGAUUGCUACUACUGCUGUGGACAUCACAGAUGUUGCUCGCAUGUUCCAUAUAACCUCAAAUGCUCAAGUUCCCACAAUUGGGCUUGUUAUGGGCGAAAGAGGUCUAAUAUCUCGGAUUCUUUGUUCCAAAUUUGGUGGGUAUUUGACCUUUGGCACCUUAGAUUCUGGAAAAGUUUCUGCGCCAGGUCAACCAACAAUCAAAGAUCUAUUGGAUCUUUACAACUUUAGAACAAUUGGUCCUGACACAAAGGUGUAUGGAAUCAUUGGCAAGCCUGUCAGUCACAGCAAAUCACCUAUUGUUCACAAUCAAGCUUUCAAAUCAGUUGGAUUUAAUGGAGUAUAUGUCCACUUCUUAGUUGAUAAUCUUGCAAGCUUUCUCCAAGUGUACUCAUCCUCUGGUUUCGCUGGAUUCAGCUGUACAAUUCCUCACAAAGAAGCUGCAUUGCAAUGUUGUGACGAGGUUGAUCCAUUGGCAAAGUCUAUAGGAGCUGUGAACACUAUAUUAAGGAGAAAAAGCGACGGAAAGUUGUUGGGUUACAACACAGAUUGUAUUGGUUCAAUUUCUGCUAUCGAGGAUGGCCUACGAAGCUCAGGUGAUCCAAGCAGUAUACCUUCUUCCUCUUCGCCAUUAGCCGGUAAAACAGUGGUGGUUAUUGGUGCUGGUGGAGCAGGCAAGGCACUUGCUUAUGGUGCAAAAGAAAAGGGGGCCAAAGUUGUAAUUGCUAAUCGAACUUACGAACGAGCGCUAGAACUCGCGGAAGCAAUUGGAGGCAGAGCGUUAGCUCUUGCAGAUUUAGAUAGCUUUUGCCCAGAAGAUGGCAUGGUUUUGGCCAACACCACAUCCAUGGGUAUGCAACCAAAUGUUAGUGAGACUCCCAUUUCCAAGCAUGCAUUGAAGCACUACGCAUUGGUCUUUGAUGCGGUCUACACGCCUAGAAUCACCCGACUGUUACAAGAAGCAGAUGAAUGUGGAGCCAUAACAGUAUCGGGCUCAGAGAUGUUUGUCAGGCAGGCUUACGAGCAGUUUGAGAUAUUCACGGGUUUGCCUGCUCCAAAGGAACUCUUCUGGCAAAUCAUGUCCAAGUACUGAGACAUAGCGUAAGUUUGUGUUUGUGACUUUGUGUGUAUGUUCUUCUUCCAAGGAAACUCGAUAGAAUUGCCAAUUGUAUUUGACUAGAGUGUUCUUUUUUGAGGCGAUAGCUUAUUGUUACUGUGUAUCUUUAUUAUAUGAGAUAUAAUACAUCUAGAAUCCGAUACAUUGCAAGAUUC
Molecule: messenger RNA, 2088 nt
Organism: Capsella rubella
Lineage: Eukaryota; Viridiplantae; Streptophyta; Magnoliopsida; Brassicales; Brassicaceae
Product: bifunctional 3-dehydroquinate dehydratase/shikimate dehydrogenase, chloroplastic
Exons: 11
Coding region: 89-1909 (606 amino acids)
Biological process (GO): chorismate biosynthetic process; shikimate metabolic process
Molecular function (GO): NADP binding; 3-dehydroquinate dehydratase activity; shikimate 3-dehydrogenase (NADP+) activity
Source: RefSeq, a predicted model, not a curated record